Messenger RNA from Schizosaccharomyces osmophilus, 1761 nucleotides. RefSeq names its product snRNP binding protein Sgt1 (gene sgt1). The record is from RefSeq and is a predicted model, not a curated record. The coding region runs from base 1 to 1761 and encodes 586 amino acids. Gene Ontology annotation, cellular component: nucleus. Lineage: Eukaryota; Fungi; Ascomycota; Schizosaccharomycetes; Schizosaccharomycetales; Schizosaccharomycetaceae. The transcript has a single exon.
AUGAAUAGUACGAUGGAUUUUAAAGAUUUUGACAAAGAAGCCAUAGGCCAAAAUGAGUGUAGAGUACUCGUGGUAUUUCGUUCUUCAUCCUUGGAAGACCAAAAGUCAAGUGCCAAGCAGUUUAAAUUACAGCUAGAACAUUUGAUGGAAACGUACGGCAAGGAUCGUAUUUGGCAAAAUGAAAGAUUUACACUGAGUGAAGAUACUAUUCAUGGAUUCUAUUGUCUCUUUGGAUCUACGGAUUUUGGCGACUGCAUUGCAGAUGAGUGGUGGAUUGUUUGGUUGCUUUUCGAGGCCAGUCGAAGUGUAAAAAAUGCAUUCUGUAGGAUUAUUGAUGCGGAUGGAGAGUUUCUGUUGAUUGAGGCUGCUUUCUCUAUACCAAAAUGGAUUGAUGAAGAUAAUUCAGAUUAUCGUGUAUGGAUUCAUGAUGGAAAUGUCCUUCUGCUUCGUCCCGACAGAGCGAGUCCUCAAGCGUAUGAAAGAUGUAAACCUUUGUCUAGAAAUGAAGCUAUUGAGCGAAUCAAUAUUGGAGAAAACUUUGAUAUCCCUCCAAAAGUGAACAAGAGUAUACAACUCCGACUCGAGGAGUAUCCUGAAACAGCAAACAACCACCAUCGAGCUGUCGUAACUAUACCAAGAUCCAUCGCUUAUUUAUUAAGAAAAAAUAAACAUCUUAUUAGCAAAGCCGUUACCGCCUUUUAUUACCGUGAUCCAAUAUCCGAGAAGAAAUGUGACUCCAUGGAAAAGUUCUAUCCCAAAGAUCUUGUUACCAUGACUGUAUACUUUACGCCGUUAUUAUAUGCUCAGCUGGCUCAGCAGCGAACUCGAAAAUUUGCGCCCUUUUCAUUGCCUUCUCAGGGUAAAGAGCCAGCUUUUAUUCGAGCCGAGCUGGGCAUGAAGCUUGCUUGUGGGUUUGAAAUUCUCUACGAUUCCAAUGAACAAGAUGAAAUAAAACAAUUGAUUGAUCAAAAUUUAGAAGGAGCUGUUUUCCCAACGGACGAGGAAUUAAAAGCAUCACCACUCGUAAAUGACGAUACCAGCUUCAUGGACGUAGAUCCUGAUGAUUUAGAGAACAUGCUGAAAAGUAGGAUGAAGGAUCUGGAAGAGUCUCGGUCAGAUAAAGAGAGUUUGGGCUCUGCGGAUUCAGUCUCCUCAGACGAUGAACAGGCGCCAAAUGCGUCACAAAUAGAUAGAAAAAAAGAUUUUAAUGAGCAUGACCUUAAAGAAAUAAUUUCAAAAAUUGAAAACUUUGUGGAAAGCGACGACGAGUCCUCUUCUGAUCGGCCAGACUUUUACGGCGUUGAAAACUCCGAAGAAGAAGAACAAUUAUAUACUUAUGAUCCAGGGAACCGGGAGGGGAUUUUCCCAAAGCAUGGAAUUGCUGAACCCAACGAGGGUGACAUUGAGUUUGACGAGACCAAAUUUUUCGAUAUCCUCAAGGAGCCUACCUCAGAUAUUGCUGCUACAGAUCACCCAUCAGCUCUGGAGUCUGAUUCUUCUGAGUUAUCGGAUGAUGAAUUGCCUGGAAAUAUGAACUUACAAGAGUACAUGCAAGCCAUGGACGAAGAACUAAAUUCCCAAAAAGUUGGAAAUAAGGAAGGGUCUUCUGGACCUUUCAAGGACGAAUCUUCGGACUUGGGUAUAGAUUUAAAUCUUGCUAAAAAUCUAAUAGAGGGAAUUCAAGCCAACCCUGAUGCAUAUGGCGGACCCAUUUCUACGUUGCUAGACAGCCUUAAUAUACAAGUUCCAAAAGGAAAAUAG